AUGCCUUGUCUUCCAGCAAUCCGUGCUGUCUACCAGAACCUCAACUGUCUCUCUUCUUCUGGCCAAAUGCACGAUGCUCCGGAAGUUGCUUGGUUGCUCGCUCAACGACAUGAGCGCCAGGGAAAGCCAGCGCUUACCAAGGGAAAGAACCCUGUCGCGUCCCUCUACCGAAUGUACGAGUACCUCGUCGUUGGAUAUACCGCCGGGCUUCGCUCUGAGAUGGAGUACUUCUUCAAACAAUCUACAUGGUCUGUGAAGGCUAUCCCGGAUCCUGAAGAUACAGACCCAGCCCGCUAUGCGAUCCUUGCUGUUCUCACCCACUACCUCGCAAAGGUCUUCAACCGACUCAUUGAAAGAGGCUUACCACGGGGAUGUCCUGCGAUCAUUGCUGGUGCAGAAGCCGAGGCGGAACUGCGUGCCCGUGAAGUAGUUCUUGAACUUCAACCAUCCUGGGCCAAGGCUGUGCGUCGUCUGGAUGAGCCGAUCACCAUCCCAAACUCUUCUGGUGAAACGCCAGAGGACAGGUUCCGAAGCGCCGAGUUUCUGGCUAUGAACAUAAUUGUUACUGAGCCACAUGUGGCCUUUGUUUAG
Fusarium oxysporum Fo47 is the source of this 591-nucleotide messenger RNA. RefSeq lists its product as uncharacterized. The record is from RefSeq and is a predicted model, not a curated record. NCBI's taxonomy places the organism in Eukaryota, Fungi, Ascomycota, Sordariomycetes, Hypocreales, Nectriaceae. The coding region runs from base 1 to 591 and encodes 196 amino acids. The transcript has a single exon.